CGUAGAUGCGCUGUUGUUCAACUGAUUUUCAGUUGGGAGGGAAGGUGUGCCGUGUUGGCGGCCAGUGUAAAAAAGAGCUGUCGCUCAAAGUGCAAUGUUAAAAAUUCAACUGAAGUUUCAAAAUGAAAUAACACCAACAAUAGCAACAACCACAAACGUAUAGCAAUCAACCAACAAUAGCUUUAACAACAUAAGAAUAUUUAAUAUUUUCAAUUGCCAUCAACGCAAUUCCAUUUAAGUAAGAAAAAAACCAAAACACGACAACAACAAUAUAACGGUGUGCCUACAACAACAACAAUAGCAGGAGUACAAGAAACACUUUGUUUAGCGGUGAUAGUCACAGCAACAACAAUAACAACACUGGGGAACAAGCAGCAUUUGGUCGAACACGCGGGGUGGUGGACGGGCGUCUUGGGGUGAAACCGCAACCAAAUAGUUUCAACACCGUUUACCGGAAGUUGGAUUUUUCGUGAACGCAAAGUGGUAGACUUCAGAGCAUGGAUGCUACGACUGUUGAAUCUAUAAUCGCAAUGCCGCUGGGCGCCGCCAGCAACAGCAAUACCAACAUGAGUUGUGGCAGCAGCAGCAGCAGCAACAGCAGUGGCUAUGCGAGCGCCACUACCCCCACGAAUCCCGCCUCGGCCGGCAGUAGCAGCAGCCACAGCCAAUAUUCGGACUCGCAUUCCAACACACCGGUGGGCUUGGUCGAGCCGACACCUGUGGCCACGAUAGCUGCCGUAACGCCGUACUACAAUGAAACGUUCCAGCAGCAACACCACCAGCAACAACAACAACAUCAACCACAACUUCAUCAUCCACCACAUCCACAGUACCCACACCAAACACAUUCAUAUCAAUUAACGGAGCCCUUGCCCACAUCCUCGCAAUACGAUAACACCUACGAUUCGUACACUUAUCUCAGCGGUGGCGAAAGCUAUCAGCAGUCCAGUGGUGGGAGUGAACGCAAUUUAUUGGGCAUGCGGCAUGCUACAUCGCAUUAUACAACCUUGGAGAAGCCAAGUAAGCAGCCCACACAAACGGCUAUACAGCCUCACACUAAUACUGCCAAAAGCAACAAAAUUUACAAUAACAACAGCAGCGAAACCGCGCUCCGUUCUACAAAACGUAUUGGUGAGUCGAACACGGCCGCUAAACCGCAGGCCGCCGCAACGCCGUUCUAUGCGAAUUCAUUGCAAACGGGUGGUUCGGGCACCUAUGGGGACCCCAUCAAAUAUAGAAUGUCUACUGGCACCAAAUUGCCAACCCUUGGCGAUUAUCUGAACUACGGGAACCAACCAUUAGAUAUUAGCAACACAGGGAAUUAUACGCAAAGCUUUUCGCAGCAUCACGCAGGAAAACCGCUGCAGGACGUGCCGUAUGGUGCGAGUCCGACGCAAGUCAAAACAUUCAACAACAUGCCAAACACGCGCUUGCCGCAACAACGUCUGAGCAUGCAUUACGGCAAUACAGCAAUGCCUGUCGGCAUUCCUAUCGGCAAUGCGUCGAAUAACAGUAACGGCAGCAACAGCAGUAGCAGCAUUUAUAUCGAUAAGUAUGAUAAAUAUUUGUACAAUGCAGUGAGCACCGUGGCACAGUCACCGUACUAUACAACCACACCACCCGCCAACCUCUCAGCAAUGCCCUACAAUGCAGUACCGUACGCACCCGCGCCGCCUGCGUCUACGUCAGUCCCACCACAGUAUGCUGCUGAAAUUCCCAACGACGCCUACCGCAAGUCAUCGGCCACGUCGGCUUGGCACUGGAGCAUGGACUAUUCCAACGGUAAUUGUCGCACGCUGCCGCCGCCCAACGGCAUACCGACUGCCGCCAUACCGCCGACGAAUGCUAGCUAUGUACCGACUAACGCCACAGCCGCCGCCAAUCGUGAUAUAUACUAUAGUGCUGAGAAGUAUAGCAACAAAUAUGAUAAGUACAAUUCAUAUUAUAACCCACACCAACAGUAUAUGACGUCGAAUGCGACUGGACGUAGUGCCUGGUCGAAUUCGCCGCAUUCCUCAGCACACCUUGUACCCACACUAGCCGAACGUUUGUCACACCCUUAUCCACACCAUGCACCGCUAACUACGGGCGGCGUGCCAACCGCUUUGGCGCCGUCUGCACAUCCCUCCCUCGCAUAUCAUCAUCCCUACACGCCUUCCGCGGCUACAGCCACUGCGCGCCAAAAUUGUUGCUCACAAUUUCAACAACAAAACUGCUAUUAUCCUCGUACGGCACACCAUCCUCACCUUCCACCGAACACGUAUAGCCCACACUCGCAAACGCCACCGUACGGCACCAGCAGUACUGCAGUCGGCAGCGGUAACAGUCCUGUCAUCAAAUAUAACGUGCUAGAUUAUGGACCAGCCAACAAAUCAAAGGUGAAUACAAAUGAUGUCUACGCUGCAACGCCCGCAUACGAAGCGACGAAUAUGAAUUAUCAUUCCCAUCCGGCAGGUAUGGCUCACAAUGCUCAAUAUGGGAACGCUAUGGCACCUACUACCGUCGUUGCACAUCCACCGCUCAAUCGUAAUAUGACACCGGGUUCCCACAAUGACAUCACGACUGUUUAUUAUAAUGAUCUCAAUAUGCAAACCAACUAUGAUAACUAUAUGGGGCCUAUACAACCUACGCCGCUAGUUGAAGAACGACGUGAAAGUUUAGUCCAAAGAGUUGACCAUCUACCCAAUUUGCCACCACCCUACACGCAAUCUACUUCUACGAAGAAUUCGUUAAUCGACUAUCGGAAGCCCGCGGUCACACCAAAUGAUGACAGUUUCAUAGCAGAGCCAACGCUCACCAAUUUGGAUGAGCAUAUGGCUACCAAUAUGAGUCAGAACCAAUACGAUAAUAGCUAUGGUCUGACCAGAGCAUUGGAACCAAUCGACGACGGCAUGUAUGGCAAAGCAAUAACGCGUGAGAGUACAGUUAAGCCUGGUAACCCAACACCGACAACACCCACCACUAAAACCUACUCUAGUUUGCGUGAUUUUCUCAGCACAUGGAAUGAGGAUGAGGAGGAUUACGGUGGCGCUGAUGAGCUACAGUUUGUUGAGAACGCACCACCAGCGAUUGAUCAAGUCAUGCGUGCCGAAAACAAUACUAACUGUGUUGAAGUAAUAAAUAAAAUGUCGAGCUUGCAAGAACUUCCCACCGAAGCGAAUACACCAGCUGCCUAUGUUGGGGACUCCGCACCGCUAUAUAGGGCACAACCCCAACCCCUAGUUAUAAAUAACUUGCAAUUAAAAGAAGAUUAUUAUCAACACCCAAAGACUCAACCAAGCAUUGGCGCUGGUAGCACCGUUAAUAUGGAGGAAAGUCAGUAUGCAAAUAUAAACUUACCUGACAUUGUCAUCGAUAUUGAGAAGUCCGGUGGCGGAACACCAAAUAUAUCAGGCGCAACUAAGGCACCAAGCAACAACAAUGUUGUCGAAAAAUCCAAUGACAAGGACGUAAGCUAUGAUUGCUUCGAUGUAGAAAAAGAGCUCGAUGAACUAGAAUCAAUAAAGAUGGUAAAGAUACCAAAAAUUAAUACCGAUACAACGCCCAUACGCAACGGUAGCGUCAUCAUGAAGGCGGCUACCGAAGCGCUCGGAGUAGUUACACCCAAUGCAAUGCUCGAAUCAGAAAAUCUUGAAAUAAUUGCGAGCCUUAAAGCCGUAAAUACUCCUGCUGUACAAAAAAUGGCGGAUAAAGUGGAGAAAGACUUUUGUUUCUCAGAGCACAGAGCAGAACAGUCCUUAUUAACCGUCCAGGCAAAGAGCGACAGCACAUUCGAUAGAAGUAUUGAAUGUGACAAUACAACCAGUUCGAAUGGUUCCACAUUUGAGAAGGAAUACGAAACCUUCAUUAAUAAGAUAGGAAAUGAGUUUGAAUACAAGGUUAACAGUAACAAUGAGAACAAUUUUACUGCAGCUGUAAGCAACAAAUUAGUUCAUUCUGAUAUCAAUACAAAUGUUGCCGUAAACCAGGAAGUGCCAACAAAUGAAAUAAAUAACACAGCGGUCAAACUAAAUACAGAAAGUGAUAUGGAGAUAGCACAAAAAAUUAAAAGUUUUUCGAAGUUUCAUAAACGGAAACGAAAAUUUUCGGAAACGACCAAUAAUGCAAGUAAAAUUCCGAAGCAAUCGCACGAUCUUGAACAAGAAGUGAAUAAGGAAACUAAUUUUAUAGAGACCUUCUCCAAACCUUGCAGAAAAAAAGACUAUAAUGUCCCUUUACACACACUUCGCUUGAAAUAUAUAAAAAAAAGAGAAAACAAAGGUCCUUCUUUCUAUCAACGGAGGAUACGGGCACUAUAUCAUCAUUUCGUUAAGAUUAACAAACGACUUAUUAUAUCCAGUCUGUUAAGAGAAGAAAUGGUCAAAGUGUCGCAAAAACACUUACCGUUAAUCGACCGCAUAAAUAGCACUACACUACCAACUAGAGAUGGGAGCGAUAUCAAACAAUAUUUCAAUCCGAAAACAUUGAAAUUCCUAUGUGUGGCUUUCAUUAACUCAGAGCUGUUCCAAAACAAACUCUUGAAGGGUGUUGAAAUUUCAAAAGAAAUUGAUAAAAUCCCAGAAACAAAUAUCAAUGAGGAAAGUGUAAGGGAUAGUCCAAUACCACAAGAGGUGAAAGAUUGUGAAGCGAAAGAAAAUACUAUCAACGAGGUCUGUAAUAAGAUAACAUGUCCACCUUCAUUGUCAUCAUUCGUUGCAGAAAACAUUUUUGAAGAGAAUGUUCGAAACGAAGUUUCUGAUAGAACUUCAGAAAUUGACGAGUCAGAAUAUUCAAAACAGUUACCGGAAGAACCACCAAUAGCUGAAUUGGGUCUCGAGAGCAUUGAGGUUACUCAAAACGACAUUAAUUUGAAGAAUCACAUUGAUUUUGACAUGCCAACUACUUUGGAUGUGAAGGAUUCAAAAAUGGAGCUUGAUAGCAUUGAAACGGAUGAAAUCGAAAAAGAAGUUCACAGUCCUGAUUGUAUUACAGAACCAAUGGUUCAUAGUGUGGAAGCUAAUGCAGAAAGCAUUAACACAAGGCCUAAAUAUGAUGAUAAACAUGACCGAAAUGUUGAUAGAAUGGGAAUUAAAGAAAUUGAAUCCGAAGCCUAUGAUGGUGAUAUAUCAGGUGAUGGUGAAAUCGUAACCACGAAACUUUUAACAAAAGGCAUUGACAAACCCUUUUCCGAUUUAAAUACAAGUGUAAAUAUGAUGGAUAUUUUAGAGAACCAGUGGAUUUGCAAUGAAAGUGUUGAAAACAGAGUGCCUGAUGUAGAGAACUUGGCAUGUUUAACCAAAGAUCUCGUAAACCAAGUAAUUCCACCAAAUGAUUCUGAAGAUCAUGUGAAUGAGAUCACCGAAAAUACCAGACAAAAAGCGACAGUUACUGAUUUAGUUCACGAGAAUGUUGAAAAUAGGGAGUUGGAAGCAAUGGAUCUGACGUGUUCCGCAGGAGUUGAGGAGAAUUCAAUACAUAAUCAGAAAACAGAAGUACCUGAAUGUGCAAUCUCCGUACCUCAGAAUGAGAUAACGUUAUCUGAAUUUUCAGGACCGUGCAGCAAUAUGGAUCUCGAAGACGCAUUUAAGGUUGCUGAAUAUCCAUCAAGAAUUGAUGGAAGUCCUUUAUCCGUCAUGGAAGUUGCUGUAAGUCCACCCACAACUCCGCAUAUGGGUUCUCCAGUACAUAUGAAGAGCGAAAACAGUAAUGACACAGACAUUAUAAUGCUAAACGCAUUUGAUUUAGGCGAGCAAGCAAAACAACCAAAUCACUUCAAUAGAGAUGUAGAUUUAUCUGAAACAGAGAAUAGCCUUGAUAUGUUUGGAGCUAGAAGAAGUGCAGAACAUUUCACAACAACGUCGAAAAAUUACUUCACGACGAAUAUGGAUCUUGACGAAAAUUCAUCAGACAGUAAUUCAUCGAGUAGUGCUGAUUCAUCCACAUCAUCUUCUAGCCGCAUAUCGAGCACAUCCUCAUCGUCCAGUUCCAGUUCGUCCACGGACGAAAAUUCUCAAAGUAGCUUAACAACGGUACAAAGCGAUUUCAAUGAAAUGAAGGAGUUGGAAAGAGAACUCUCGCAACAUCAGGCAAAUGAAGCGGGUAUCUCAAUAGAGCUUGAAAAUGGCGAAAAGACUGCGGCAGCGACCAAUAUCGAAGAUAACUGUGGCAAUGAAGUAUAUAUCAAUUCGUCGAAAACUAUAACGGAGAACGACAUUAAAACCUUGAAAAAAAUAUUAGAAAGUGAUAGUGACGGGCAUGAAGAGAUAAGUACAAACCGUGAGGAUGUUAAAGCCGAGCUUGAAAAUGGCGAAAAGACUGCGGCAGCGACCAAUAUCGAAGAUAACAGUGGCAAUGAAGUAUAUAUCAAUUCUUCGAAAACGAUAACGGAGAACGACAUUAAAACCUUGAAAAAAAUACUAGAAAGCGAUAGUGAUGGACAUGAAGAGAUAAGUGCAAACCUUGAGGAUGUUAAAGCCGAUACAAUAGACGUUGAAAAGCUAAGUGCCGACAAAACAACAAGCGUUUCGAAAGAGCAACAAACAGAUACAGUAAAUGGUGUGGCGGAAGAUAACAAACUAAUGCAAAAUGAAGAUUGCGUUGCAAGUAACGGUGAAGUAAACGUGACAAUGCCUACGGCAGAGCGUGACUGUAUUGGUACGGAGGUGGUGGAAGAGUGCGUAGAGAGUUGCGAGAAGUCGUGCGAUGUCGAAGGUUUGGCGCGUGAACUCGCAGUGGAUGAAGACCAGCCGCAGAACGAACCUGUGUUUUGCGCAGCAAUAAAUAUCGAUGAUAAUGAUGAUGACAGCAGUGGAGUACCGAGUUUGAAGAAACUAUCGCUGGACUAUAUAGAGCGAGUAACUUCCAUUGAAAAUCAUACGCUAAAUAACCGAACUGAGGAUGCGUUAAAUAGUAAAAUACCAAAGCUAAGUGACCUUUGUAAAAUUGCCUUAAGUAGUUCCUUUGAAAUUAGCGCCAACAACAACAGUAACAACAACACAAACCAAAACACGCCCGAAGCGUUAGAGCGUGAAUUGAGCGUUGAAGAAGCUUUAGCCGAAAUGUAUCGACAAGCCGGUGUCACAUCAGAUCCCGAAGAUGGCGAUGCUGAGGAGAGAGAAGCUCAAGAUGUAGUACUAAUUAAUUUAGAAGAAAUUUUAGUUAACGAUAGUGAUUUAUAUGUUUUACAAUGUGAUAUGAAUGAAAAUGUGCUCAGCGUUGUGGCGCAUGCGCAGGCCAGCGAUUUGCCCAUGCAAGUCGAUGAAGGUGUAGAAGAUAUUGAAAGAACUGUAAAUGCUGAAAUGCAUGCAGAAGAAAUGAUGGGUUUAGAAAGUCCACAAGAAGAGGUGGUAGUGACCGAUGAUAUGCAAACCGAUUAUCUCGAGUCAUUAGUGAAUGUACACGAUGCCGUAGAUAAUUCCCCAUCUGCACUACCGUUAACCCCAUACAUUACACCCCCACACACAGUAGAGUACGUUGAAGAUGAGUUGAGGAUCACGAACGAUGACUCACUCAAUACACAAUUCGAUUUUCCCGCCAUACAUCACGAAGAAAUCGUCUCGCAUGAUUACAAGCGGCUCAAACGACAGGCCCCACCAUGGUAAUCGUGUACUCAAAAAAUAUAUACAUCGUUGGAUAUUGCAAUGCUUGAUAGCGAGAUUCAGGGAGCGCGAAUUGAGGAAGGCCCACAUGUAUGUCGAAGAGUAGUGAGGUGAGCAAACCGAUACUACGCUUUACUGAAAGACUUGCGAAUGUACUAACGGUUUUGGGUACUUUAAUUUAAGGACAUUUGGGGUUUGAUAUAGAGUGUUUAAAACAAAGUGAGUCUAAAUUUGGUUUUCUUUAUGAAGCGUUUCAAUAAGAAUUGCAUGUGUGGCAUGGUUUGGGAGCUAAACUUCUGUGACUAUAGUGUGGUUUAGCUUUACAUCUUUGAGUUAACAAGAAACAUUCAAAUCAGCAAGCUUGACGCUAUUGCUUUAAGGGAUUAGGCCAGUCUAGAGUUCCCAAAAAAGAUCUAACUUUAAAAAUGUUUCAGGGAGUAAGGAAAAAUGUAUCUACUUUCUCCCUUUUAUUCUUUAUUGUGCAUAUAUGUAUUUGGGUCAAUAUUCAGAACCACCUUUUUCUAGAAGACUUAGGGGGCCACCAUGACUCUUAGAACUCGUGCUAUCUGAAACAAAAUAAAGAACAAAAGAUAAAAUUUGGUAGUAAAGUACAACCAAUAACUUAAGACAAAUUUUCCCCAUAGCGGCCUUGUAAAAAGUGGUUCAACCGGAGAAAAUGAACAGUAAAUUUUGUAGAAAAAAAUAUAAUAUAAUAACACACCAAUCCAAUGGAGUUUACCAACUAAUUUACUAGUAUCUAAAGAAAGUUUUUAGGACCCUACAGUGUCGCGAACUGGCCUAACCUUUAUGAUUUUUUUGAGAUCCGCUAAGAAAUGUUUAUUUAAAGACAUAAAUGGCACGUGCUGACACAUUUUCAAUACUUCCUUUAUCAAUUUUUAUAUGUAUUAUCUAGUAAAAGACACAAUGCAACAGUUAUAGAUUACCAUAUCUUUUGUUUGUCAUUGGAAAACAUGUAUUGUACGAAGAAUCUCAUGACACUAAAAGUCGUUUAAAAAUAUAUAUAUUUUUCCCCAACUACA
Messenger RNA from Bactrocera tryoni, 8617 nucleotides. RefSeq lists its product as uncharacterized. Lineage: Eukaryota; Metazoa; Arthropoda; Insecta; Diptera; Tephritidae. The coding region runs from base 498 to 7580 and encodes 2360 amino acids. The transcript has 3 exons. The record is from RefSeq and is a predicted model, not a curated record.